Molecule: messenger RNA, 2263 nt
Organism: Misgurnus anguillicaudatus (oriental weatherfish)
Lineage: Eukaryota; Metazoa; Chordata; Actinopteri; Cypriniformes; Cobitidae
Gene: scg2a
Product: secretogranin II a
Cellular component (GO): secretory granule
Source: RefSeq, a predicted model, not a curated record
CAUAUAACAGGAGGAGCUGUCCGUGGUGCUGACGCGAGAGACAUUCCGCGCACGAGCUCGGGGUGCAUCACAGUGACAAACAAACCGAGAGCGAUACGCGGCGCGCUCACGACUCUCUGUCAAAGCAGACCGAACGCAAAGGAAAAUCAUGCAGAUACCAUCUCUUUGCUGUGCUAUACACCUCCUCCCCUUUAUUCUCUCGCUCAUUCACGGAGUUCAAGGGGGCACAUUAAGGGAGCAUCGCUUAAGUGAACCUAGAUCGUAUGAACCUGUGUCCCAGCUCCGCCCUCCUCCAAGUGCUGAAAUGCUCAGAGCCCUACGCUACAUCCAAAGUCUCAGCCAAAGAACCCCAUACGAACUUCCAGUCGACGAUCAUCAGCCGACCACCACAGACCUCGAACCGGAUGACAUAGAGAGUGUGCGUUCAGUGCUACGUCAAACAGCUCCUGCCCGAGGAUCCACGGGGAUGGAUAGAGACGUGGAAGAGAGGGACAAUACUCAACAGUGGCUCCAAGCAGUGCUUACUACACUGCAACAGACCGAAGAGCAGAUAGUGCCCCAAAAAACACCCCAAAAGCCUCCUACCCAACCUCUCCCGAGACCAAAACAGCAACUGGCGAUGGAAACCUCUUGGGGUAAUCCAGGCAUCCGCAGGCGACACGGGCAGUACCCGCUUAUUUUUGACAAUGAGGAAGACCAGCCACUAAAACGGACCAAUGAGAACGCAGAGGAACAGUACACGCCUCAGAAACUGGCCACGCUUCAAUCUGUAUUUGAAGAACUGAGUGGAAUCUCCAGUGCUAAGACCAACAACAAGCGUGAUGAUGACGAUGAUGAUGAAGAUGAUGAUGGCUUGUACAAGCAAAGAAAGAUGGCUUUGGAGGACCUCAUGGGAACAGAUGAAUGGGAACCUCUAGAGGAGCAAACAGAGACGGAAGAAGAACAAAGAGAAAGACAUGGAUUUAACAGGAAACCUGAUGAUGAAGUCAAAAGAUCAAACCAAAGAGAAAAAGAGGAGCCUGAUGACAUCACAAAGCUUGUAGACCUGCUGAAACUUCUAGAAAGGACAGAAGAAGAGCAAAAACGUGAAGAGGUGAAUGGCGGUGAACAAGAGGAGCAAACAACUGACAGAGAACUUGAGAAAAAAGAUGCAGAGAAAGACGACGACGACGACGAUGUAGAUGAGGAGAGGGAUGAAGAAGAAAGAGAAAUUAAGUCUGAGCCCGGAUCAUUCCCCCAGUCUUUAUCUCAGCUUAUCAAAAUCUCACAGAAGCUCCAGAUCCCACCGGCGGAUGUGCUUGACCUUCUUCGAAAUGAACAGAGGGACUUCAAAACCCCACAGCGAGCUCAGGCACAGUCACGAACCCCACAACGCGCAUACACCACCACUCAUAACGCGCACACAUCCUAUGCCGCGGCACCACACCAACGCCCGCUGCAAACAUCAGAGAGCAACAGUGCUGUACAAGACAUCCUGAGGAUCCUCGAGCUGGUGAGUGCGGCACAGCUAAACGACAAACGACCAACUCAACCAAAACCAUCACGUUACUACGAGAGAGAACGAGACCUCCCGGCGUACGGGUUCACAGACUCCAGCCGGGACGACUACGACGACACAACUGGUGAGGACGACGAACUGGCCAGUUUCCUGGCGUCAGAGAUGCUCGCGAAGGGACAGAGGCGUGCACGUUUACAACCCGAGCAGCAGUCGGUAUACGGUAAGCUCGAAAGGGCCGUCCAGGACUACUUCGAUCAAAACGUGCCAGAAAAGAGACCGGUGGAGCACAAGAGCGCCCCCUCGGGUUCAGACGACGACGACAGGAUGAUGAGGAUCCUGAGGUACCUCGAGCCAGACAACGAUGAGACGGACGAAAUAGACUCUGAGGGCAAAACCGUUCCCGAGAUGUAGACAUGUAAAUAAAGAUUAUAUUCAUUGUUUAAGGUUUGAAUUGUCAUAAAAUAAAGUAUUUUAAAAAUGCAUAUAUAUUCCUCACUUGCGUUUAGUCGAAGUAGUUUUGUAGAUUUUUUUCUAAUUUUGUGUUGUCUAGAAUAAAUAUUUUAGUAAUUAUUUUAGUUUACUUUCAAGGUAGCCGUUUUGCAGUAGCUAUAAAAAACGAUGUAAAAAGUCACAGAAUUUACCUCAUUGACAUAUGAACACACACAGUUUUUCGAGCUUUCUUUGAUGUUUUUCGGUCAGUAUCUUGUGCGUGUGAUGCGGUCAUGUGUGACGUGGCAGAGGUAAAUAAAGCACUUGUUCACACUA